GAUUCCCAUAGUUCACUAAUUUUUCAUGUUCAAGUUGAAUAUAAAGAAAUUGUUGCUUAUUUUAUAUUUGCACUCAACGGCACAUAUGUAAGAGCUGGAAUUGAACAUGGAUGCUUUACUCUAGGAAAGCAUUGAUAGGUUGUCCCAACGACAUAUCCAGAUUCCUCUAUUUCUCUCUGUUUUCUUCAGCUCUACUCUUGAAAAAGAAAAAGAAAAAGAAAAAGAAAAGAUGGUGUUGUCCCAACUAGCAUUAGAUCAGAUUAGUUUUGUAGGAAACCAGAAGCCCAUGUCUAACCCUGGCAUUCCAACCAUAGACCUGUCAAAACCCGAGUCCAAAACUCUUCUUGUGAAAGCCUGUGAAGAGUUUGGAUUCUUCAACCAUGGCAUUCCAUUAGAGUUCAUCGAUAGGUUAAAAGAUGAGGCUAUAAAGUUCUUCUCCUUACCUCAACCUGAAAUGGAAAAAGCUGGCCAUGUUAAUCCGUUUGGGUAUGGAAACAAUAGGAUUGGACCCAAUGGUGAUGUGGGCUGGAUUGAGUAUCCCCUCUUUCAAACCAAUGCCAAUUCCAUUUCUCAGAGAUCUUGGGCCAUUUAUAGAGAAAACCCAAAAAUCUUUUGCUCUACUGUGAGUGAUUACAUAUCAGCUGUGAAGAAAUUAGCUUGUGGAGUUCUUGAAUCUUUAACUGAAGGGCUGAAGGUUGAACCAAGCUUAACUGGUUUUGGAGAACACAUUGACCCUCAGAUAAUAUCAGUUCUAAGAUCAAACAAUACAUCAGGCCUUCAAAUCUCUCUCAGUGAUGGGAGCUGGGUUUCAGUCCCACCUGACCACAACUCCUUUGUCAUUGUUGGUGAUUCCUUGCAGAAUGGGCUUAAUAUGGUGGACCCAAUUGAGAAUGGGAGAGCAGCAGUAUUGUAAGAGUUAUGGUGAAGUACAGAUACAUCUCUGGAAGGAGGCUAGGUUGCUUGGAGUUGUUUGAAUCAUAGGAUGAGGCAUCAACCUUCACGUUGCUAACCAUGUAAUCAUUGUUGACGGUUCGUGGAACCCUACUUAUGAUCUUCAGGCUUAGGUUUGGAGGUAUAGGCAAACAAAGCCAGUUUAUGCAUAUCGUUUGAUGGCACAUGGAACUAUGGAAGAAAAAAUAUAUAAACAGUAAGUGAGAAAAGAGGGACUUGCUGUAAAGGGUGGUUGAUAGGCAACAAAUACAUCGGACCAUUUUUAAGGAGGUCCUGCAUCUCUUGGAUUUGUAUUUUAAUUGAUGGGACAUAAUUAUGAUGAUCAUUUGUUAAGUUUUCAGGGAAAAUGAUAUUCUUUACGUUAUCUUAUUUCAUCAGUAGCUGACCUAAUUUUGGCUAUUUACUAUAUAUUUAGAUCAGUUACUUAUUCAGGCCUUUUGAGCAUCCAAACACAUUGAUAUUUAAUCUAGUUUCAUAUUCAGCCCAAUCUUGUGAAUGUGU
Magnolia sinica is the source of this 1452-nucleotide messenger RNA. RefSeq names its product gibberellin 2-beta-dioxygenase 1-like. The coding region runs from base 230 to 913 and encodes 227 amino acids. The transcript is spliced from 5 exons. NCBI's taxonomy places the organism in Eukaryota, Viridiplantae, Streptophyta, Magnoliopsida, Magnoliales, Magnoliaceae. Gene Ontology annotation, biological process: gibberellin catabolic process; response to light stimulus. The record is from RefSeq and is a predicted model, not a curated record.